AUGGUGAGGUGUCCGCUCAGUUCUCACCAAUUUCUUAGAUAUGUAAGCACGGCGAUUAAAGCCGAAAUUGUGGGUACUCAUAAGGUGGAAAAGAUAAGGGAUGCUAUUGAAAGGGAGUGCAGCCAGGAGAAUAGCAGAUUGUUUGCAGUGGUCUAUAUCAAUAAACGACAGUUUAAAGUGUCAGAAAACGACCUCAUAGUUCUGUAUGAUAAUAUUCCGUUAGAUGUGGGAGACAAAAUCAAAUUAGAAAAGAUUCUGGCAGUUGGUGGAAAAAAUUUUACUCUAUUCGGUCGGCCACUUAUACAUUUUCCAGUUGUCACAGUAAAUGCUACUGUAGUUGAAAAAACGACAUCUUAUCCAAAUUUAAGAUAUUUGAUGAUUAAUCAUGCAAAAGUUCGAAUAAUGAACUGGAUGAGUCGUGAGACAGCGAUACUAAGAAUUAACGAUAUAAAAGUAGACAUGAGGGAGCAAUGA
This is a messenger RNA of Thelazia callipaeda (thelaziosis nematode), 474 nucleotides long. NCBI's taxonomy places the organism in Eukaryota, Metazoa, Nematoda, Chromadorea, Rhabditida, Thelaziidae. The record is from the annotation of a GenBank genome assembly.